Molecule: messenger RNA, 1053 nt
Organism: Micropterus dolomieu (smallmouth bass)
Lineage: Eukaryota; Metazoa; Chordata; Actinopteri; Centrarchiformes; Centrarchidae
Product: G2/M phase-specific E3 ubiquitin-protein ligase-like
Exons: 5
Coding region: 1-1053 (350 amino acids)
Cellular component (GO): nucleus
Molecular function (GO): ubiquitin-protein transferase activity
Source: RefSeq, a predicted model, not a curated record
AUGACUACUAACCAACCCUCUGCAGCACAGCAAGUGACCUGUGAUAUCACCACCAUAGCUAACCAGCCCUCUGCGUCACAGCAAGCAUCCAGUGUCAUUCACUUAGAUAGUGUUGCCACAGAGGACCAGACUCCAUCAACUAGCAAUGACGAUUAUGCUGCCUACCUUUCGAUCAUGACUUCCAUCUCAGACCUUUCAUCUGAUGAUGAGGAAUUAAACCAGGCUACAACGGCUAGUCUUGAGAGUCAUGCCUUUGAUGCUGGCGGGGCCAUUGCUGUAAGUCUUGUCCAUGGCGGUCCUCCACCAGGAUUCAUUGCACCAACGCUGUUUUCUCGUCUAGUUGGUGGCAAUUCCUCCAUAAAGCCUGUCUUGGAAGACAUUGCCAAUACAGACCUAUAUGAGAAGAUUAAGGUGUCUGAAUGCACGUCUUUGGAUGAACUAUUACAUGCCACUGAACCAUUACAAGAUUACCUGGCAAAUGCUGGGUGUCUCAGGUCAUUGAAAUCCAUUAAAGACAGAGACCUGCUGGUUGAAGAUAUUCUCAUGUUUCAGGUGGCCCACAGAGUCUGCGGGGCACUUGAAAGAUUCAGGGAGGGACUAAAGACCCUUGGUGUCCUGGAUGCAAUCUGCAUGCAUCCGGACAGUUUUAGACCCUUAAUGUGUCACGAACCAUCCCCACUCACUGCUGACUUAAUGGAUCACCUUUUCCACAUCCGGCUGUCUGCAGUGGGAAGCAACAAGAGAAGGGCAGAGGAACGUGUUGUUCCCUUCUGGAGAGAUUACCUGCAGGAUGUUGAAGAGCAAGAGGGACCAUCAAAGCUAAGUAAAAUCUUAGCUUUUGCAACAGGUGCAAGUGUCAUCCCUCCAGUUGGAUUCUCUCCUCAACCAUCAAUUGAUUUCCUGCAUGAUCAGUCUGUCAGCUCUAGACGUCAUUUGCCUAUGGCAAACACCUGCAUCAACUGCCUUAAGUUACCACUGCUUGACACAUAUGAGGAUUUUAGGGAGACUAUGGACGUUGCAGUAGGUGAUACACAGGGUUUUGGUAGAGAAUAA